UCCUCCUCCGCAUGCAUGGCGAGAUCACCAACGUCGGUCAUGAUCUCUUCUUUGCUGCUGCUGCUGUUGAUCGGCCCAGCGAGCAGUGACGAUGCUGCUGCUGCUGCUGCUGCUCGUACCAGUACAGGCGGCGUCGCCGGCGACGAACUCGCGCUGCUCUCUUUCAAGUCAUCCCUGCUACACCAGGGGGGCUUGUCGCUGGCAUCUUGGAACACGUCCGGCCACGGCCAGCACUGCACAUGGGUGGGUGUUGUGUGCGGCCGCCGCCGCCGCCGGCACCCACACAGGGUGGUGAAGCUGCUGCUGCGCUCGUCCAACCUGUCCGGGAUCAUCUCGCCGUCGCUGGGCAACCUGUCCUUCCUCAGGGAGCUGGACCUCAGCGACAACUACCUCUCCGGCGAGAUACCACCGGAGCUCAGCCGUCUCAGCAGGCUUCAGCUGCUGGAGCUGAGCGGUAACUCCAUCCAAGGGAGCAUCCCCGCGGCCAUUGGAGCAUGCACCAAGUUGACAUCGCUAGACCUCAGCCACAACCAACUGCGAGGUAUGAUCCCACGUGAGAUUGGUGCCAGCUUGAAACAUCUCUCGAAUUUGUACCUUCACACCAAUGGUUUAUCAGGAGAGAUUCCAUCUGCUUUGGGCAAUCUCACUAGCCUUCAGUAUUUUGAUUUGAGCUGCAACAGAUUAUCAGGAGCUAUACCUUCAUCGCUAGGGCAGCUCAGCAGCAGUCUAUUGACUAUGAAUUUGCGACAGAACAAUCUAAGUGGGAUGAUCCCCAAUUCUAUCUGGAACCUUUCGUCUCUAAGAGCGUUUAGUGUCAGCGAAAACAAGCUAGGUGGUAUGAUCCCUACAAAUGCAUUCAAAACCCUUCACCUCCUCGAGGUGAUAGAUAUGGGCACUAACCGUUUCUAUGGCAAAAUCCCUGCCUCAGUUGCUAAUGCUUCUCAUCUGACACAGCUUCAGAUUGAUGGCAACUUGUUCAGUGGAAUUAUCACCUCGGGGUUUGGAAGGUUAAGAAAUCUCACAACACUGUAUCUCUGGAGAAAUUUGUUUCAAACUAGAGAACAAGAAGAUUGGGGGUUCAUUUCUGACCUAACAAAUUGCUCCAAAUUACAAACAUUGGACUUGGGAGAAAAUAACCUGGGGGGAGUUCUUCCUAAUUCGUUUUCCAAUCUUUCCACUUCGCUUAGUUUUCUUGCACUUGAUUUGAAUAAGAUCACAGGAAGCAUUCCAAAGGAUAUUGGCAAUCUUAUUGGCUUACAACAUCUCUAUCUCUGCAACAACAAUUUCAGAGGGUCUCUUCCAUCAUCGUUGGGCAGGCUUAGAAACUUAGGCAUUCUAGUCGCCUACGAAAACAACUUGAGCGGUUCGAUCCCAUUGGCCAUAGGAAAUCUUACUGAACUUAAUAUCUUACUGCUCGGCACCAACAAAUUCAGUGGUUGGAUACCAUACACACUCUCAAACCUCACAAACUUGUUGUCAUUAGGCCUUUCAACUAAUAACCUUAGUGGUCCAAUACCCAGUGAAUUAUUCAAUAUUCAAACACUAUCAAUAAUGAUCAAUGUAUCAAAAAAUAACUUGGAGGGAUCAAUACCACAAGAAAUAGGGCAUCUCAAAAAUCUAGUAGAAUUUCAUGCAGAAUCGAAUAGAUUAUCAGGUAAAAUCCCUAACACGCUUGGUGAUUGCCAGCUCUUACGGUAUCUUUAUCUGCAAAAUAAUUUGUUAUCUGGUAGCAUCCCAUCAGCCUUGGGUCAGCUGAAAGGUCUCGAAACUCUUGAUCUCUCAAGCAACAAUUUGUCAGGCCAGAUACCCACAUCCUUAGCAGAUAUUACUAUGCUUCAUUCCUUGAACCUUUCUUUCAACAGCUUUAUGGGGGAAGUGCCAACCAUUGGUGCUUUCGCAGAUGCAUCCGGGAUCUCAAUCCAAGGCAAUGCCAAACUCUGUGGUGGAAUACCUGAUCUACAUCUGCCUCGAUGUUGUCCAUUACUAGAGAAUAGAAAACAUUUCCCAGUUCUACCUAUUUCUGUUUCUCUGGUCGCAGCACUGGCCAUCCUCUCAUCACUCUACUUGCUUAUAACCUGGCACAAGAGAACUAAAAAGGGAGCCCCUUCAAGAACUUCCAUGAAAGGCCACCCAUUGGUCUCUUAUUCGCAGUUGGUAAAAGCAACAGAUGGUUUCGCGCCGACUAAUUUGUUGGGUUCUGGAUCAUUUGGCUCAGUAUACAAAGGAAAGCUUAAUAUCCAAGAUCAUGUUGCAGUGAAGGUACUAAAGCUUGAAAAUCCUAAGGCACUCAAGAGUUUCACUGCCGAAUGUGAAGCACUACGAAAUAUGCGACAUCGAAAUCUUGUCAAGAUAGUUACAAUUUGCUCGAGCAUUGAUAACAGAGGGAACGAUUUCAAAGCAAUUGUGUAUGACUUCAUGCCCAGCGGCAGUCUGGAAGAUUGGAUACACCCUGAAACAAAUGAUCCAGCAGACCAGAGGCACUUGAAUCUGCAUCGAAGAGUGACCAUACUACUUGAUGUUGCCUGUGCAUUGGACUAUCUUCACCGCCAUGGCCCUGAACCUGUUGUACACUGUGAUGUUAAAUCAAGCAAUGUGCUGUUAGAUUCUGAUAUGGUAGCGCAUGUUGGAGAUUUUGGGCUUGCAAGAAUACUUGUUGAUGGGACCUCAUUGAUACAACAGUCAACAAGCUCGAUGGGAUUUAGAGGGACAAUUGGCUAUGCAGCACCAGAGUAUGGCGUCGGGCACAUUGCAUCAACACAUGGAGAUAUUUACAGCUAUGGAAUUCUAGUGCUGGAAAUAGUAACCGGGAAGCGGCCAACUGACAGUACAUUCAGACCCGAUUUGGGCCUCCGUCAGUACGUUGAACUGGGCCUACAUGGCAGAGUGACGGAUGUUGUUGACACGAAGCUCAUUUUGGAUUCUGAGAACUGGCUGAACAGUACAAAUAAUUCUCCAUGUAGAAGAAUCACUGAAUGCAUUGUUUCGCUGCUUAGACUUGGGUUGUCUUGCUCUCAGGUUUUGCCAUUGAGUAGAACGCCAACCGGAGAUAUCAUCGACGAACUGAAUGCCAUCAAACAGAAUCUCUCCGGAUUGUUUCCAGUGUGUGAAGGUGCGAGCCUCGAAUUCUGAUGUUAUGUCUUGUAAUGUUUUAUUGCCACUAGUCUUCAGAUUGGAAUGCUCUUCCGAUCAGACUUCUUCAGUGGUAUCUACCACACGAUCACUAAAGUCAUCGUGGCUAUUUCCUGAUCCAGCA
Molecule: messenger RNA, 3253 nt
Organism: Oryza sativa Japonica Group (Japanese rice)
Lineage: Eukaryota; Viridiplantae; Streptophyta; Magnoliopsida; Poales; Poaceae
Product: receptor kinase-like protein Xa21
Biological process (GO): protein phosphorylation
Molecular function (GO): protein binding; protein kinase activity; ATP binding
Source: RefSeq, a predicted model, not a curated record